Messenger RNA from Purpureocillium lilacinum, 510 nucleotides. NCBI's taxonomy places the organism in Eukaryota, Fungi, Ascomycota, Sordariomycetes, Hypocreales, Ophiocordycipitaceae. The record is from RefSeq and is a predicted model, not a curated record.
AUGGUUGGCAGCGGGCCAAGGAGUGCACAGACUGCCCGUUCGUGCAAUGCCGAGCCAUCUCGCCCAGCUCCAGCCCCUGGACUUGGCGCCCCAGAUGCAACACUGAGAUGCAUCUCUCGGCGCUGCGGCAUCAACGCCACGGCGUCCCGCCAAGUCGGAUUGUCGCUGGGGAUUUUUGAAAAGGACAACAACGCACGAGUGCCGCGUGACGUCGUUCAAAACGACGGAACCGCGGGUUCAGCCUCCCGAGCGCGCGGACCGGGCGCGGCGUUGGCUUUGUUUGCUUUUGCCAUGUUGGCACACCGAGUGCUCGUGUCGCCCGGUGGCCGUGGAUGCUUCAUUGGGCGUCGCCGUCACGGGGUCAGCCGUCCCGCACGCACAACCACCUGCUCGCCGCCACAUGCAAUUGGAUGCGCAACACGGCGGAUGAUGUGCCCAACACUAGUCGUUGGAUUUGAGUUCAGCUGGAUGGCGUCCCGGUUGACAGGAUGCAGCCGCGGUAUGCGGUGA